Messenger RNA from Komagataella phaffii GS115, 1275 nucleotides. RefSeq names its product Vacuolar protein sorting (VPS) protein required for cytoplasm to vacuole targeting of proteins. The transcript has a single exon. NCBI's taxonomy places the organism in Eukaryota, Fungi, Ascomycota, Pichiomycetes, Pichiales, Pichiaceae. The record is from RefSeq and is a predicted model, not a curated record. Bases 1 to 1275 code for a protein of 424 amino acids.
AUGUUACCAUUAUUGGUGCUAUCAUUGCUUCUCGUGUUGGGAUCUUUCAGUCAUCCUACAAAAACAAGCCAAGGUGGCAAUUUGCAUGUGAAUAAUAUUCUAAAAAGCAGUAAGAGAUUAUCAGGAUAUCCUCCACUAUUUCCCGAGCACAAGAGGAUAAUACAGGACGGUCAAGUACCUUACUACGUUGUCGAAUACGCACCCCUGGUUCAUCUGUACUCGGAGGAGAAGUAUUUUCCCUGUGAUAUUGCAAGAUAUGUUGAUCACUUUCAUGCAGUCUUUGGUAAUGGCAGUGACGUUCCUGGGGGUCAGCAUUUAAAUAUUGGUGCCUUAUCUAAGUUAAACCAUUAUUCAGCGGCAAAAGAGGGUUCUGAGGUUUAUCUCAUGGCCAAUACAGAUUUUGACAAAAAUCCUGAUUAUAUAACUGGAAGGCACAAUAAACCUAAGUAUAUCAAUGGAGAGAUUGAAGAGGCACCUGCUGUGUUGAUUGUUGUUGAUAAAGGCAAUGGAUGGGUAGAUGCAUUCUGGUUUUAUUUUUACGGAUUCAAUCUAGGUCCAUUUGUUAUGGGAACAGGCCCUUUUGGUAACCAUGUUGGAGAUUGGGAACACUCGUUAGUUCGUUUCUACAAUGGCAGUCCGAUAAUUGUGUGGAUGUCGGCACAUGGAGGAGGCGGUUCUUACUUCUACAAGAAUCUUGAAAAACACUACAACGAUGACAAACGGCCUGUUAUAUUCUCUGCUCGAGGGACCCAUGCUAAUUACGCAUCAGUAGGGCAGCAAAAUCAUGAUCUUCCAUGGGCAAUGCUUUCGGAUUUCACUGACCGAGGUCCUUUGUGGGAUCCGACAAAGAAUUUUCUGGCAUACACUUACAGUGAUGGUCGAAUUACUUAUGCAAAUGGAUCUCAUCCUAAGAGGGAAGAAAGGUAUGGGGAUUGGCUAUAUUUUGAGGGAAGAUGGGGUGAUAAUAAACUUCCAAGCUCCGAUGAAAGGCAAAAAUGGUCUCCAUUCGAGUGGAAAUACAUUGCUGGACCAACUGGACCACUAUCAAAAAACUUGGACCGCCUUAGCCCCUGCCAAAGAACGAAGUGGUGGAAUUUUUGGGACGGCUGUAACACACGAGUUUAUCCCAAAAUGGGACAAGGGAUAGAAAGUGAGGGGAAUAAUGGUUGUGGUAAUAUUUUCAGGGGUAUUAGGUCGGGAAUUGUUAGAAGCUUUGUGCAAACUAUCACCUGGGGAGGUUGGGGUUGUUGGGUUUUAGAUUUAAUCUACGGAUAA